AUAGUUUACGUUCUUCUGACCAAAGAUUGUGUAACUGUGGUUGAAAGUUUUGUUUAUAUUUGUAAUAUUGUUUGAAAAUGAGCUCGGCUGAUAUAGUUAGUACGUUACGAAAAUUCGAUGCAUACCCCAAAACUUUGGAUGAUUUUAGGAUCAAAACAUUUGGAGGCGCAACAGUUACUAUAUUGAGCGGUAUCAUAAUGACAUUGCUUUUCGUCUCGGAACUACAAGCUUAUCUGUCACCAGACAUUUCGGAAGAGCUAUUUGUGGAUACUUCAAGAGGAACCAAACUUCGGAUAAAUCUGGACAUUAUUAUACCUUCUAUUUCUUGUGAAUUUUUGGUGCUUGAUGCUAUGGACACAUCAGGCGAGCAACAUCUGCACAUUGAGCACAAUAUAUACAAGAGAAGAUUAGAUAAAUCAGGAAAUCCAGUUGAAGAACCACGAAAAGAAGAUUUGGGAGCUACAAUAACUGGCUCACAGUUUUCGCAGGACAGUAACACAACAAAGGAAACUUGUGGAAGCUGCUAUGGGGCUGGUGGACCAAAUGAGUGUUGUAAUACAUGUGAACAAGUUAAACAAGCAUACAGGAGAAAACAGUGGGCAAUUGACAAGUUGCUAGAUGUUAAACAGUGUCAAGUGGAGAAUUAUUCAGACAAACUGAAAACAGCUUUUACUGAAGCUUGUCAAAUAUAUGGCUACAUGGAAGUGAACAGAGUAGGGGGCAGUUUCCAUAUAGCACCUGGCCAGAGCUUCUCUAUUAAUCAUGUGCAUGUGCAUGAUGUGCAGCCAUUUUCUUCGUCCAAUUUCAACACAUCACAUCGUAUAACACAUUUAUCAUUUGGUAAAAACAUUCCUGGAAAAACAAAUCCUAUAGAUGGCACUGAAGUUGUUACUCAUGAAGGUUCUACAAUGUUUCAGUACUAUGUCAAGAUUGUUCCUACAACAUAUGUGAGCAAAGAUAACACAAUCUUACUUACAAACCAGUUUUCUGUAACCAGGCACCAGAAAGUUAUAUCUACAAUCAGUGGUGAAACAGGGAUGCCUGGAAUUUUUUUCAACUACGAGUUGGCUCCUAUGAUGGUGAAGUACACUGAAAGAGAAAGGUCAUUUGGACAUUUUGCAACUAAUGUAUGUGCCAUCAUAGGUGGUGUAUUCACAGUGGCUGGUCUUAUUGAUUCUCUGUUGUAUCACUCAUAUAAAGCUAUUCAGAAGAAAAUUGAGUUGGGGAAGGUGAAUUAAAACCAGUUUUCCAUCAAGAGUCUUACUGAAUGAGCAAAAAUGCUCCCACUUAAUGGCUGUUCCCUUGGUGUUAUGAAAAGCCUACAAGUCAGUUACACCAUAGGGGAAUAGAUGUAUUUGAAUGAAGUUUAAAUUGUCAAUUAAAUAUCUACAGUUGAAAUGUGUCUUGAUUACCUUAGAUUUAUUGCAUUAAUUGUCAGACACUUACUUUUAUGAAUGUAAUUUCCAAAAGAAUUCGUUUAAUUAAUUACAUUGCAUUUAUGUACCAAAAAUAUACACAGUUAUGGAGACAUCUUUGCUCAUGGUAGAGUGUAAGAACUGGUGUUUUAAUCUGAUUUUCAGUAUUAAACAUAAUCAUAAAUAGUCAUUGUUGCAUACAUAUCAGUUUUGUAAUUGUUUUCUUUAUUGACUAUUGUGUUUUUACACGUUAAUUAAAAGACAAGAAAAAGUUA
Messenger RNA from Schistocerca nitens (vagrant locust), 1690 nucleotides. Its product is annotated as endoplasmic reticulum-Golgi intermediate compartment protein 3. Gene Ontology annotation, cellular component: endoplasmic reticulum membrane; Golgi membrane; endoplasmic reticulum. Gene Ontology annotation, biological process: retrograde vesicle-mediated transport, Golgi to endoplasmic reticulum; endoplasmic reticulum to Golgi vesicle-mediated transport. The transcript is spliced from 11 exons. The coding region runs from base 78 to 1238 and encodes 386 amino acids. Lineage: Eukaryota; Metazoa; Arthropoda; Insecta; Orthoptera; Acrididae. The record is from RefSeq and is a predicted model, not a curated record.